CCAGUGAAACGCCUAGCUUGAAACACGCAUACGCCAUGAGAGCCCGAGUUCGAAAUCAAGGUGUACCACUCAUCAUGUGUAUGCUGCUGCUGCUGCUAGUGGCAACAGCCCAAUGCAGAAACGAAGAUGAGUCGGAUUUUAGCACAGAGACUGAGACUGAGACUGAGUACACAACAACGCUGGCAUCGGUCGAAUCGUCAACCCAACCGAAUAACGAUAAGCAAUUGGUGUAUAUUGAAAAUCUGCAGAAGAAUUGCCACCUGAAACGGGGCACUGUUCGCUGCAGCGGCUUCAGAUUCGAUGACAUCGAGAAAGUUGCGUUCUUUUCGCUGCCGACGCAGGUUCGCAUAGCGCCAGAUGGCGCCACCUAUGAGCUGGGCGACAAACAGCACCUGGGCACACUCAUAAUGGAAAAUUCGACGUUUAUCAAUUUUCCACUACAUUUGUUCUACGAGCUGCCUCUGCUCAGUGAAGUUGACAUGAGAGACUGCGGCAUGCAGUAUGUUAGCUGGGAAGGUUUUCUCGCAGCGAAUAAAUUGAAAAUAUUAUUGCUGUCUGGCAACGCCAUCAGUGAGCUGGGUGAAAGCAGCUUCAGUUAUGCCAGCGAACUGGAAUUUCUGUUCCUCAGCGACAACAAACUGAGCAGCCCACAUCCGGAUGCUUUUAAGGGUUUGCAAAACUUAAUUCAUCUCGAUCUAAGUGACAAUCAGCUGGAAGAGUUGCCAGAGCGCAUUUUUCAUGAUCUGGCAGCGCUGCACACGUUAAUCAUUUCGGGGAAUCGAUUACGCUUUAUCAGCAACGGACUGCUGACCCAAAACACAAGGCUCCAGACUGUGAUCUUGCAAGGGAAUCAAUUGCAACAGCUGGGUGAAUAUGCAUUUAGCUCGGCGCCACAUUUACUCCAUCUGGAUGUCUCACAUAAUGCACCGUUAGAGGUGCUCGUGCUUAACCUCAACGUAGUCAACCUGAGGGCACGCAAUUGUUCUCUAACUCGCGUGAAUCUCUUUGGUGCCGUCACUAAUGUGGAUUUGAGCGACAAUCGAGUGCAGGAGCUGUAUUUCUCGACAUCGGAGCUGCUAGAGGAUCUGGUGUUGCGCAACAAUUCGUUGGGGCAGCUGGCAACGCUGUCGCGAGUGCCGCGCCUGCGCCAUCUGGAUGUGGGCAACAAUCCGCAACUGGGGGAGCUACCCACCGAUUGGCAGAAGCCGCACCUGGAGCGCCUGGACUUGAGCAACACUGGACUGCAGCAGUUGCCACAACAGCUAUUAGAGGACAUGCCCAAUUUGCGGAAACUCAACGUGUCGAACAACAAAAUCAGCGACAUUGAUCCUCACGAUUUUAAACGAUUGUCGCGACUUACGCACUUCUACAUACAUGCAAAUAACUGGAAUUGUUUCAGCCUAAGGAUGGUAAUGGAUGUGCUCAUACUGCAGCACGGUAUUACGUACACCCCAGAUAAGGUUGAUGACGACUUUAUGGGCAGCUAUAUCAAAGGCAUUGCCUGCAUGUACCGUCUGCCCGAGAGAGAGCAACUAAAAUCUCAGUCCGACACAGAGUCGUCGGCCAGCGUGGAGUAUUCGCAGCACAGCGAUCGGGAUGCAACAUCAGACGUGGAGAUGUUGCGUAGGGAGUUCAAGGCUGUGGUGCAGCACUUGGAGCAGAAAUUCGAUAGCGUCUUCGCUCAGCUGAGUAGUCUUAAUGCUAAAAUGAACAGCUUGGAGCACAUGAAUAGCUCCUUGUGGAACCAGUUAACAAUUACAGUGUAGAGCUCCAUGUAAAUUCUCAAUUGAAUGUACUUUAUACUUUAUAUAUUUUAUUUGAUAAUAAACAGUUAUUGAACUUA
Messenger RNA from Drosophila grimshawi, 1843 nucleotides. It is a transcript of the gene cDIP, whose product is annotated as nephrocan. Gene Ontology annotation, molecular function: protein binding. The coding region runs from base 36 to 1766 and encodes 576 amino acids. NCBI's taxonomy places the organism in Eukaryota, Metazoa, Arthropoda, Insecta, Diptera, Drosophilidae. The transcript has 2 exons. The record is from RefSeq and is a predicted model, not a curated record.